CAUAGAUCCAGCUGUAGUACACAGGCAUGCCGAGUUACUGACUGGUGUAGACGGUAGUUCGUCACAAGACUCUGGAAUCAAGACCAAGGAGGUCAUUCGCAAAACCCUAGAAGCCGUAGUAGCUCACGGUGUGGCGAAACGACGCGUAGACGCCUAUCUGAACAUAUUUGCGUGGCAAUGCUGGUCGUUUUUGGAGCGGCCGGCUUCUCAGAGGACACUCCCAUCUUCGAAUGAGAGAAGUACACAAGCAAAAUUCGUCUCCUUUGUGCGUCGACCAGAAAGUCUUUACGCAAGGUGGCAACGGGGUGCAAGUGCCAAUGAUGAUUGUGGUGCGACCGCAGCCACAACAACCUCUACAAGCACCACCCGAACGAGCUGGAGCCAACGGAGUUUACCACUUUUCGCUCUGAUGUUGUUUGUGCCGCACAGUAGUUCUGCUGGAGAGGAGAGUCAACCGAGUCAACAGAGUGGAGGUUUUAUGGCUUCUAAGAUAUCUCGAGGCACUCGCACUCGAACGGACCCAAUAGAGGAAGCAACUCAACAACAGCAAGCACAAGCAACGCAGCAGGCACAAGAGGCUGAAAACAACGAGGAACCAGCACAAGCACAAAUAUUACAGCUGAUAUCUAAAGACCACGGGUUGCCAAAUAUACCAGCGUUGAUCGCAUCAAUAUUUCUUUCCAGAAGUAGUAGUGGCAAUAAUGUGCCAGCAGGAGGAAUUCCCUCUGUUUCUCCAUCGCCUUCAGAGCCCCCAUCGACUCCUUUCCUCCCGGGAGGUAAUGUCUGUUGGGCAAGUUUCCUCAUCUCCCUCUUUGCGAUUGGUUUUGGCAUUUCUGCUUUACAUGCCCAAAUCUUAGUGGCAAGACGCUUGGCAGCGGACAAGAAGAAAGUUCUUGAGACUGCUGACCUAGGCGCGUUGUGGGACGAGCUAGAUCACGACACUGAAGACGUAGUUGAUGAAGACGUAGUUGAUGGUGGUGGGAAAAUCCUCAAAGGUGGAGAAGCAACUGACGGUAGUACUUGCGCAAGCACGCCCUUGGAAAACCGGGAUAACCACUGGAAGCAGGCAACGAGUGACCUAGUGUCGUUCCAAGACGGAGGUAGUGACACCUUCGAUUCUGCUGCAUUCGCCAGUUGUCGUGGAUCUGACGCCACCACAGCUUCAGUUUACAGCAGAACUUCUGUUGCCGCGGGAGAUCAUCUUCAUCGAGUUGGUGCAUCAUUUGCUUCAUCCUCCAACAGUACUGGCCUGUUAGGGAGCAGGACCUCGGGACAUGCUCCUUCGCCUUCAACGAGCUCAACCGCCAGGUUUGGAAACAAUCUUUCGGUAAAAGAAGUUGUCAAUGCCAGAAGUCGCGUAAAACCUGGUAAACUAGGGAGUUUAUGUCUGCCACAGCGGUCAACACCUGUAACUGCUUCAUCUUCCAGUCGCUCACCACAGCUUGCCAUCGUGGAAAAGCGUGUAAGGCAGGCUAUUUUUUGUUCGCAACAAGAUCGGAAUUAUAUGCCUUUGCGGGAUUUUGACAUAGAAAGGAUAGCUCGCGUGAUGCAAAUGAUACAAGCGGAGUGUAAACGAAGCAAGGCUCUUGGUCUUGCGGAUGUUGGUCUUGCGGAUGCAGACGAACAACAACCCGAAAAAGACUUCUGUCUAUCGUCACGGGAUGUCCAAGAGCAAAUAGUGAAGGUAUUCGGAAGUUUGGAGUUGUUUUUGUUGCGACAUGUGCUGCAGAACGAAACGCGGGAACCAGAUAUGAUCUUCGAAAAAAUCAAAGCCAUGGUUUACUGGCGGAAAUACAGCUUGCCAAAGCUGAUCGAUGACAAGGGAGUGCUGGUUUUGAAAGACCUGCUGGUCAACAGGUAUAAAAAGAGCUUUUUUUGCUAGCAUGUUAGAUGCAUCUUCUCUAUCUUCUCGUUAGAUAUCUCUCAUACAUUCACGUCCAUCCAUUCCUGCUCCAUUUCUAUCGUCCCUCAAAUAUGACACUGUUGUUCACGACCUCCAACAUAACAUCAGGUGGACGCCCACUAUUGGUUUGCAGCCCUUUAUUCAAGCUGGCCCUUGGAUUGCUGAUGACGGCUAUCCUAUCGAAGCCUGGGAUUGCCGCUACCUCCAGUCUCGCGAGUGUCUCUCUGUGUAUUCGCAAGAGCAAAUCUGUUCUGCCGCCUUACAUUGGUUCCGAACAAGGUGCGAGAAUCUCAAGCGCUUGAAAGCUCCCGCCCCCUAUGUGAUCUUCAAUAUGCGCGAUUUUUCGGUCACCAACGUGUUUCAACAAGCGAGGUACCAUAAGCAGAUCGUAGAUAUCGCUUUGCCAUUGGCGGAGCAUUUCCCGCAUACGCAUUUGAGAGCGAUCUUUGCAGAUACGCCAGCAUGGUUAAAACGACUUUGGCCUUUGGCCACCAAGAUCGUGAAUCCACCUGAAAACAGCGUAGAGAUGACCGAACUCAACGUGUAUCAAAUCUUUGACCGCUUGUGCAGUGACAAGAAGGUGCAAAAACGGUUUAGACGUGAAUUCGAUGCGCACUAUGGACACAUCGAUCAGAAGAAAGUCGCUUUACCUGUCUAG
This is a messenger RNA of Amoebophrya sp. A25, 2561 nucleotides long. Lineage: Eukaryota; Dinophyceae; Syndiniales; Amoebophryaceae. The record is from the annotation of a GenBank genome assembly.